Entrophospora sp. SA101 is the source of this 276-nucleotide messenger RNA. NCBI's taxonomy places the organism in Eukaryota, Fungi, Glomeromycota, Glomeromycetes, Entrophosporales, Entrophosporaceae. The record is from the annotation of a GenBank genome assembly.
AUGAGAUGGACGUUAGAUACAACAAGGAUAUGGGAAUACCUUGCUUUUGGUGUUGUGCCUAUUGUGAUCGCUGAUGGUAUUAUUGAGCCAUUUGAAGAUGAUGUGGAUUGGGAUGAAUUUAUUGUACGUGUAAGAAGAAAAGAUGCGCAUAGACUUAAUGAAAUAAUAACUAACAUACCUGAUUCAGAAUAUAAACGGAAACAAGAAAUUGUAUGGAAAAUUGGUAAAACUUUAACGUUAGGACCAUUUACAUGGCAUUAUAUAGCCAGAAAAUAG